AUGUAUAAUCCUUCUAAGGACAUGACAUACAUUAUGAAGAUUCCCGAGAUAACAUGCAAGGUGAAUUGUCACUUCAAGGAUGGUUGGUUGCUUAUGCGCAAACAUAGGUUAUCAGACGGGUUAUUUUUCUUCAAUGCAUUCACUCAUGAGCUCAUCGAUUUGCCUAACUGUGGGUAUUAUAACGGAUGCGUUAUUUUUACUUGUGCUCCUACAUCCAAUAGUUAUUUGGUUUUCGGCUUGGCAAACAAUGUCAACAACAAAAAUCUUGUCGCAAUCAACACUUUAAGACUCGGCGAAACCAAGUGGGAGACUAACCAUUUUUGGAGCCCUAAGCCUUAUUUUGCUUGUAGCAACAAAGUUCUAUUCUCUAGAGGUCUCUUUUAUUGUCUUGGCAAAUCUGGCUCGCUAGCUGUUUUCAACCCAUCCGACCGAGGAACACUCACCAACUAA
Molecule: messenger RNA, 450 nt
Organism: Microthlaspi erraticum
Lineage: Eukaryota; Viridiplantae; Streptophyta; Magnoliopsida; Brassicales; Brassicaceae
Source: the annotation of a GenBank genome assembly